AUGCAUACUGCUCAAUUACGUGAUGCUCUGUGUUCCGCUGCUGAAGAAGGUCACGCUGGCAUUAUCAAGCUUUUGAUCCGAGCAAGUGAAAAUCUAGCUUCAACUAAUGAGUCGACCUAUGGACAUGCGGAUAAUAUCUGUCCUCUUUUUGACUGUAACAGUGAACAAGACACGGCUUUACAUCUUGCUGCAAUGAACGGACACCACGAGGCUGUCAAGGUACUGCUAGAUGGAGGGGCACAUCCAGAAGCGAAAGACAAAUUAUUAGAAACACCACUUUCACUAGCAGUUGAAGAAGAUCAUCUGGAAACAGUUCGUGUUCUGCUCGAGUACAAAGCCGAU
Penicilliopsis zonata CBS 506.65 is the source of this 342-nucleotide messenger RNA. RefSeq lists its product as hypothetical. Lineage: Eukaryota; Fungi; Ascomycota; Eurotiomycetes; Eurotiales; Aspergillaceae. Gene Ontology annotation, cellular component: nucleus. The transcript has a single exon. The record is from RefSeq and is a predicted model, not a curated record. The annotation marks the transcript as partial. Gene Ontology annotation, molecular function: protein binding. Gene Ontology annotation, biological process: regulation of gene expression.